AUGGCAAAAGUGAGUGAUAUUGAUGCCCCGCCGCCGAAAGCGAUGGAAAUGGGCCCAGAAACUAAUGACACCGGUGAUGGAGAAUCGGAUGAAGGGGUUCGUUUGAAGAAAGAGUUAGGGCUGAUGAACGGUGUGGCUAUCAUAGUCGGUGUGAUAGUGGGAUCAGGAAUAUUCGUUUCUCCUAGUCUAGCCCUCAAGCAUGCUGGUUCUAAAGGCAUGGCACUGAUCGUGUGGGUACUCUCCGGUUUCCUUUCGAUGAUCGGAGCUCUCUGCUAUGCAGAGUUAGGUACAAUGAUUCCAAAGUCAGGAGGCGACUACGCUUACAUAGGAGAAGCCUUCGGAUCUCUCCCUUCAUUCCUGUACUUGUGGGUGGCGCUGUUCAUCCUGGUACCAACUGGGAACGCCAUCACGGCGCUGACCUUCGCACAGAAUAUCCUUAAACCUUUGUGGCCAGCCUGCACACCUCCAGAUGCAGCUGUCAGCCUCAUAGCAGCUUCAGUUACAUGUUUCCUGACAGUUAUAAACUGCUAUAACGUUAAGUGGGUGACGCGAGUGCAAGAUUCGUUCACGGCGGCGAAGAUUCUUGCGUUGCUAGUCACAUUUUUUGCUAGUUUAUGGCAUAUGUACUCCGAUACAACGGAGAACUUGGAGAAUAUGAUGGAGGGCACGAUCACAGCGCCUGGUGAACUGGCCAUAGCGUUCUACACAGGACUGUUCUCUUACUCCGGAUGGAACUACUUAAACUUCGUGACGGAAGAAUUGAAAGAACCCUACAAAAACUUGCCUCGAGCCAUCUGCAUCUCAAUGCCAGUAGUGACCUUGGUCUAUGCAUUGACCAAUGUGGCAUACUUCGCAGUACUCACCAACGAUGAGAUCCAUUCGUCCCAAGCAGUUGCUGUGACCUUCAGCGUCAAGAUCCUUGGUAUGAUGUCCUGGAUCAUGCCUCUGUUCGUCGCUCUGUGUACCUUUGGAUCCCUAAAUGGAGCCAUCUACGCCUCAUCCAGGCUGUUCUUCGUCGGAGCCAGGAAUGGACACUUACCACUUGCCAUAUCUUUGAUUGAUGUUAGGAGGUUAACUCCUGUGCCUUCGUUAAUAUUCCUAUGUAUAGCGACGUUGGUACUGCUGCUCUCAAACAACGUGGAGUCCCUCAUAGUGUACGUGACGGCAGUGGAGUCUCUGUUCACACUGGCAUCGGUGGCAGGCUUGCUGUACAUGCGGUAUACCCGGCCGCACCUCAUGCGACCCAUCCGAGUCAACAUCAUCCUUCCUAUCUCCUUCCUCAUCAUCUGCACCUUCGUCGUUAUCUGCUCCUGUUUCACCACACCUGUAGAAGUCGGUAUAGGAGUCGUCUUCAUCGCCAUCGGAGUCCCAGUCUACUACAUCUUCAUCGUCUGGAAAAACAAACCCCAAUGGUUGAUCUCAGCGUGCAAUGCCUUCAACCUCGCAUGCUCCAAAAUAUUCCUAUGUCUCCCAGAAAGUUCCAAGGAUUUAUGA
Messenger RNA from Spodoptera littoralis (African cotton leafworm), 1494 nucleotides. The record is from the annotation of a GenBank genome assembly. Lineage: Eukaryota; Metazoa; Arthropoda; Insecta; Lepidoptera; Noctuidae.